AUGUCUGGACCGUUUCCAUCGGCAACUACGGGAUACGAUGUGCUUUUAAAGCUAGAUAGGGAGGAAGCUGAAAACGACAUAGAUACUGACGGGCAGUUGAGUUCAGUAGUGUCGGAUAACCGAGUUAUAGAUGCAAUACCGUUACCAGCACAAGAUCUUGUACAAGCCAGUGAUAGUGCGCAUCAGCUUAGAAUUGAUAAUGAUUUGCUUAACAAAAGCGAAGGUACCCGCUUUGCUCAACAAGACAGUCAGCAACCUCGAUCUAGGAAUACAAACUCAUUAGAUGCUCAUUUUUCUGGUUCUUCUAAACCUACAACGCCGACAAAUAACGUGCCGUUGAAGCCAUCUCCUUUGAGACAUGGCAGCGAUGCAUAUGUUCUUGACAGACAGCAUCAACAGCGAUUAGAACUGCCUAGCAGGGUCCAUAAUCAAUUAUAUGGCCAGAGUAAUAGAGGUAGAGAAGAGCUGCAUGGCGAUGACCCAGCUGCUAACGGAAAUAUUAGCAAUAGCAGCAGUCGCGGAGUUUCCCCAUUGAGUGCUGAACUCAGUCCAUUCUCAAGUCCACCUCAGCCGAUUGUUAGCGAUGAAUCCCCCUUGCAGCGGCAAAGGUCGUCCUCGGUUGUAUCCAUAAGUACAAUUAACGAUACUUUGGCUCGGUGGUCUAGAGGUAUGCAGUCCACGUAUCGAAAUCUCCGGCGAGGUAAGAAAAGCUCAAAUGUGUAUUCAUAUGAAAUCUAUUAUUCGGUAUACAAACUUCCGAACUGGUCUAAAUCAGUCUCUCCACCGCUAACGCCAUAUGUUGUCCCAGUACAUGGUCUACUUGAUAGUGGUCCGGUGAGAAGAGAUGAGUUUCAGUCCAUUGUUAAAGACGUUAUCCAUGCCUUUUCUCAUGGAAUCGAGCCAAGGAGAAUAGCACAGGGAAGUUCCGGUAGUUAUUUCAUGUACGAUAGAGAAGCCAAAGUGGUGGGUGUUUUCAAGCCACAAGAUGAAGAACCAUAUGGCAAGCUUUCACCAAAAUGGACCAAAUGGUUACAUAGAAACCUGUUUCCUUGUUUCUUUGGAAGAAGCGUUUUAAUUCCUAAUAAUGGCUAUAUUUGUGAAGCAGCCGCAAGUGUUCUGGACAGACAACUACAGACAUAUAUUGUUCCCUUCACAGACACGGUGUUUAUGUCAUCACCAUCAUUUUAUUAUCCUUAUUUUGACCGUCGACGUUAUAAGAACGCUUCAAAGCCUUUACCGGAAAAGGUGGGAAGUUUUCAACUGUUCUUGCACGAUUAUGAACAAGCGAAUGUAUUUUUAAGAAAGCAUCCAUUGCCAAACUAUUUGGAUAGAGCAGGAGGUAGCAGUGCGAGCAUUUACCUUUCCCAAGAUGGCUCUACUCCUCCAGAAACAGCGUUCAAGUGGUCGGCUGCAGUUCUUCAGCAAUUCCGCUUGGAACUAGAAAAAUUGGUCAUUCUCGAUUAUAUAAUGCGAAAUACAGACCGAGGACUCGACAAUUGGAUGAUUAAGCUUGAAUGGAAACUUAUUGAAGCGCCAGGUGAAAGUAGCAACGGUCCAUACAAAUUUUUACCCGAACUCAAAAUUGGCGCUAUUGAUUCCGGACUAUCAUUCCCCUGGAAGCAUCCCGAUGAAUGGAGGUCAUAUCCCUUUGGUUGGUUAUUUUUGCCUCUUGCUAUGAUUGGACAGCCAUUUUCCAGGGAAACGAAAGAGCAUUUCCUACCUAUUCUCUGCAGCACACAGUGGUGGGAAGAAACAACUAUAGUGUUAAGAGAAAUGUUUAAUCGAGACCCUGAUUUCAGAGAAAGAAUGUGGAAGCGCCAACUGGCUGUUUUAAAAGGUCAGGCUUUUAACUUGGUAGAGACAUUAAAACAUCACGACCAAGGCCCACUAGAGCUUUCGAGACGAACAAGAUGUAUGGUGUGGGAUGAUCAAAUGGAAGUGCCUGUAAGUGUUUCUAUUUCCACAGUUCAGAAUGCCAUGGACACGCCAAUGUGGGAAGAUUAUAAUGACGAGCAAGAACCUUCUUCGCGUCAGCCAAGGGAUGAAGAGAGCAUGAUCGAAAACGCACCCAGUUCAAAUAAUCCGAACAAGAACCAGCGUCCUGCAAAACUGGACUUAACACCUGCCAUGGCUCGCUCACCAGCAAGACAAUCGAUUUCAGCUCGCCUGUCGAGUUUCUCACCGACACAAGCAACAACUCGAGGACGUAAGAGGGGAGGUUCUUUGGCUCUAGAAGCUAGAUUCAAAGAGCUACAAAAGGGAGGAGGCGAUAUAUGGAGGCAACUGGUUAAUAGUGACGCCCUCGGAGAGCCACCAGUAGACCCACGAAGUUCCAAGCCUGGCAUUACAGUCGACGGAGUGGAUUGCAAUGAUGAUGACGAUGACGAAACUGCACCUCUUCUUGGACCUGCUUUUGAGCCUGCCAUACAUAGAGCUCCCGCUGAACCUGAACCUGAUCAUCUCUCAACACAGGCAGGAUGGGCAGACGACGAACUAGGUUAUGCGUUCAUUACUGGCCAUCAUGCUACUCGUAAGGUUGUUGUGGAGAGGCUACAGACUGUAACUAGUAGGCCCCCAGUUUUUACCUGGUGCUAG
Messenger RNA from Sugiyamaella lignohabitans, 2595 nucleotides. RefSeq names its product 1-phosphatidylinositol 4-kinase LSB6 (gene LSB6). The transcript has a single exon. Gene Ontology annotation, molecular function: 1-phosphatidylinositol 4-kinase activity. The coding region runs from base 1 to 2595 and encodes 864 amino acids. Gene Ontology annotation, cellular component: plasma membrane; lysosomal membrane; endosome. Gene Ontology annotation, biological process: phosphatidylinositol phosphate biosynthetic process; endosome organization; Golgi organization. The record is from RefSeq and is a predicted model, not a curated record. Lineage: Eukaryota; Fungi; Ascomycota; Dipodascomycetes; Dipodascales; Trichomonascaceae.